Symphalangus syndactylus (siamang) is the source of this 4518-nucleotide messenger RNA. It is a transcript of the gene ELOA, whose product is annotated as elongin A. Gene Ontology annotation, molecular function: protein binding. Gene Ontology annotation, biological process: transcription elongation by RNA polymerase II. NCBI's taxonomy places the organism in Eukaryota, Metazoa, Chordata, Mammalia, Primates, Hylobatidae. Gene Ontology annotation, cellular component: elongin complex; nucleus. The record is from RefSeq and is a predicted model, not a curated record.
GGCUGGGUCUUACUACGUUACCCAGGCUGGUCUCAAACUCCUGGGCUCAAGCAGUCCCCCGUCUUGACCCCCAAAGUGCUGGGAUUACAGGCGUGAGCCACUGUGCCCAGCCUCAUUGUUUCUUUUCAUUUUGGUUAUUGAGCUCUCUCUGGAUAACAUCUGCAGAAUGUUCCAUGUGUCCCGAGUAUGUGCCAGGCCAAUUACUCAGCAAUUCUGCUUCAAGAAUCAGUCUGUAUUCCAUUACAACAGUGCUACAUUUUCAAAAUGGGAGGAAUAUAAAAUGUAAAAGUAUUUGCUAUGCAGAGGAGGGAGACGCUACUGCUGGGACUAGAAUCGAAGUUUUCUCACACCCAGUUCAAUGCCUUUUCUACAACAUACCUCAUUUGAGCCUUAGGGCACCAAGUGGAUGGUCAUUAGUCUUGUAUGGACUUUACAUCCAAUGCUGAUUAUAAGGUCUAGAUGAUGCUAGGUGGCAGAGAUUCAAAGUUGGACAGGUCGGUUACUGUACUUGAUAAAUAAACAGCCCAGUGGCAAGACAGAUAAAUAAACUGACCAUUUAUACCCUGAAAAGGUGGUCAGUUGCUCAGGGAACUGGGGGAGGGGCGCCAAAUGGAGAAGUGGGGACAUGGUAGGGAGGGCUUUUCAGCAUAGUGAGUGAAUGAAUGCUCGUUUGAAGAAACAACUUGUGUUUAAGGUUUGUUUCUUCCAGAACUGGAAUCCGGAAGAAUCUCUGGGCUUUCCUGCUUUGAGGGAGAGAUCAGGCUAGGUGCAUUGCCAAUUUGCUGCUGAAGAUCUGAUUAGGUUCUACUUUGAUCUGAUCAAAUGAGAUGUAAUCAAUGCUGGUACUUUAAGUGAGUUUGCAACUAUUUAGUUGCUCUUUUUAGUAGUAAUAUGAGUAAUGGUAAAACUUAGUGCUUUUAGGAUGAGAGUAGACGGCCUGAAGAAUAGCAUCUUGGGCUCUUCUGAUUCAAGCCCUACGGCUCAUUGGCAGGUCAUCAGAGGAAACAUCUAUCUAUCUAUACAUUCAUUCGAGAAGUAUUUAUUUAGUGCCUAUGUGCCAGACACUGUUUGUGGGGAAAACAAGACACAUGGGCUAUUAUUGCCUCAUGGAAGGAACUAAGCUGUUUGGAUUUUGAAAAAUCCCUUUCUCUGGGCCUCAGUUCCUCGACCUGUUAAGAAAUGUGCGCUCACAGUGGUCCUAGACAUCUUAGAUUCAGGUUCCAUUUUCAGUUCUUUCCUGUCCUGCGGCCAUCUGCAAGUUAAUUUGGUCUCCCUGAACCUCAGUUUCCUCAUCUGUAAAAUUAAGAUCAUACAACUCGUUUCAUCAGGUUGUACUGAGGCUGGAAAAGAUAGUCUAACUACUGACGCAUCGUGUGCUCAGCCUAGGGUGGCUGCUACCGCGUGUACCUGCGGACUCCUAGGACGGGCACCAGCCCGGGACCCCAGACAGGGUGUUGAUUAGGGCGUGGCUAAGCCCCGGGCGGGAGAAAGCGUUGGGAUUUAUAAGGCCAGGGUCUGGCGCGGUGGCCUCAUUCCGUCUUGAACUAGACCCUGGAGAGGUCUUCCAGGCUUGGGCUCAGCACGCGAGCACCGGGAGCGAGGGUGCCGGCGUCGGAGGCGCGUACGGCCCGAGCAGCCCCCAGCCCCCAGCGCGCACACUUGGGCCCGGGGCGCGAGGCGUGCGCGGCCGCCGGGUGGGCGCUGGGUACCGGGCCUUGGGGGCGGAGCCUGCAGCCUGCCGCCCCCCACACACCCCAGCCGAGGCCCGGAAGGGGCCAGGCGCGCUUCCGUCUCCGCCGGGGAUGCACGGAGGGCGGAGCUGCGGCCCGAGGACGCGACGCGAGUCCAGUUCCGGCGAGGAGGCCGCGCCAGUGACAGCGAUGGCGGCGGAGUCGGCGCUCCAAGUUGUGGAGAAGCUGCAGGCGCGCCUGGCCGCGAACCCGGACCCUAAGAAGCUAUUGAAAUAUUUGAAGAAACUCUCCAUCCUGCCUAUUACAGUAGACAUUCUUGCGGAGACUGGGGUUGGGAAAACAGUAAAUAGCUUGCGAAAACACGAGCAUGUUGGAAGCUUUGCCAGGGACCUAGUGGCCCAGUGGAAGAAGCUGGUUCCUGUGGAACGAAAUGCUGAGCCUGAUGAGCAGGACUUUGAGAAGAGCAAUUCCCGAAAGCGCCCUCGGGAUGCCCUGCAGAAGGAGGAGGAGAUGGAGGGGGACUACCAAGAAACCUGGAAAGCCACGGGGAGCCGAUCCUAUAGCCCUGACCACAGGCAGAAGAAACAUAGGAAACUCACGGAGCUCGAGAGACCUCACAAAGUGUCUCAUGGUCAUGAGAGGAGAGACGAGAGAAAGAGGUGUCACAGAAUGUCACCAACUUACUCUUCAGACCCUGAGUCUUCUGAUUAUGGCCAUGUUCAAUCCCCUCCAUCUUGUACCAGUCCUCAUCAGAUGUAUGUCGACCACUACAGAUCCCUGGAGGAGGACCAGGAGCCCAUUGUUUCACACCAGAAGCCUGGGAAAGGCCACAGCAAUGCCUUUCAGGACAGACUGGGGGCCAGCCAAGAACGACACCUAGGUGAACCCCAUGGGAAAGGGGUUGUGAGUCAAAACAAGGAGCACAAAUCUUCCCACAAGGACAAACGCCCCGUGGAUGCCAAGAGUGAUGAGAAGGCCUCUGUGGUGAGCAGAGAGAAAUCACACAAGGCCCUCUCCAAAGAGGAGAACCGAAGGCCACCCUCAGGGGACAGUGCAAGGGAGAAACCGCCCUCUAGUGGCGUAAAGAAAGAGAAGGACAGAGAGGGCAGCAGCCUGAAGAAGAAGUGUUUGCCUCCCUCAGAGGCAGCUUCAGACAACCACCUGAAAAAGCCAAAGCACAGGGACCCAGAGAGAGCCAAAUUGGACAAAAGCAAGCAAGGUCUGGACAGCUUUGACACAGGAAAAGGAGCAGGAGACCUGUUGCCCAAAGUAAAAGAGAAGGGUUCUAACAACCUAAAGACUCCAGAAGGGAAAAUCAAAACUAAUUCAGACAGAAAGUCACUGGGCUCCCUCCCUAAAGUUGAGGAGACAGAUAUGGAGGAUGAAUUCGAGCAGCCAACCAUGUCUUUCGAAUCCUACCUCAGCUAUGACCAGCCCCGGAAGAAAAAGAAAAAGAUUGUGAAAACUUCAGCCACAGCACUUGGAGAUAAAGGACUUAAAAAAAAUGACUCUAAAAGCACUAGUAAAAACUUGGACUCAGUUCAGAAAUUACCCAAGGUGAACAAAACCAAGUCAGAGAAGCCGGCUGGAGCUGAUUCAGCCAAGCUGAGAAAGGUGCCUGAUGUGUUGCCGGUGUUGCCAGACCUCCCGUUACCCGCGAUACAGGCCAAUUACCGUCCACUGCCUUCCCUUGAGCUGAUAUCCUCCUUCCAGCCAAAGCGAAAAGCGUUCUCUUCACCCCAGGAAGAAGAAGAAGCUGGAUUUACUGGGCGCAGAAUGAAUUCCAAGAUGCAGGUGUAUUCUGGUUCCAAGUGUGCCUAUCUCCCUAAAAUGAUGACCUUGCACCAGCAAUGCAUCCGAGUACUUAAAAACAACAUCGAUUCAAUCUUUGAAGUGGGAGGAGUCCCAUACUCUGUUCUUGAACCUGUUUUGGAGAGGUGUACACCUGAUCAGCUGUAUCGCAUAGAGGAAUGCAAUCAUGUAUUAAUUGAAGAAACAGAUCAAUUAUGGAAAGUUCAUUGUCACCGAGACUUUAAGGAAGAAAGACCUGAAGAGUAUGAGUCGUGGCGAGAGAUGUACCUGCGGCUUCAGGACGCCCGAGAGCAGCGGCUACGAGUACUAACAAAGAAUAUCCAGUUCGCACAUGCCAAUAAGCCCAAAGGCCGACAAGCAAAGAUGGCCUUUGUCAACUCUGUGGCCAAGCCACCUCGUGACGUCCGGAGGAGGCAGGAAAAGUUUGGAACGGGAGGAGCAGCUGUCCCUGAGAAAAUCAAGAUUAAGCCAGCCCCGUACCCCACGGGAAGCAGCCAUGCUUCCGCCAGUAGCAACAGCUUUAACCCCAGCCCUGAGGAGCCAGCCUAUGAUGGCCCAAGCACCAGCAGUGCCCACUUGGCACCAGUGGUCAGCAGCACUGUUUCCUAUGAUCCUAGGAAACCCACUGUGAAGAAAAUUGCCCCAAUGAUGGCCAAGACGAUUAAAGCCUUCAAGAACAGAUUCUCCCGACGAUAAACUGAGGACUUGCCUUGGAAGUGGAAUCUGGGGAGGCAGGAGUACAAGGACAGUGGGGGUUGGGGAAUGGAAUUCUACAGGAGACUGGAGUCUUGCUUUGUGGAUCCUGCAGUCUGCAGGUGCUGCCCCUGGGAACCUGCGUGCCGCAGCCCCGCCUUCCUGCCUGGAGCACACUUCAGAAUUCUGAAGAAGAUGUGAAGCCUCUGUCUCACUGAGGAUUUUAAAGGUCAAUUAUACUUUUGUUGUUCAUUAGCAUCUUUGUAAACUAUAAGACAUAGUUUUAAUUAAUAAAUAUUGCCCCCAGAUUGUAUUUAUAUUA